AUGGAUCUUGAAUUCAAUUUUUCAAGAUAUGUGUUGAAUGAAAUGAAGAACAAUUUACAAGAGAAAAGGAAGGACAAAUUUUUAAUGUAUCCAAGGUUUCUUCAGAUGAUCUUUGACAAUCAAUAUCCAGAUAUAGAAAGGAAAGGUCAAUCCUUGGAUUUGAAGUCUCUGGGUGCAAACACAUUUUGUCUAAUGAAGCAAAACCGCAAAGGUGAUGAUGAGAUAGUUCAAGAGGAUAUUGUAUUAUAUAUGUUGAUGAUGAGGAGGAUGAUGAUGGAGCUGAAAUGGUUCAUGGUGAUGAUUUAUCAGAUGGCCGAUGUUAUUGCUAAUCUGGAUUCUACUACGAGGAUUCCUCCCCGAGCAGAUGCUACUCUAGCCAUUACGCCAUCUAAGAGUGAUAUUCAUGAGACACAAUCCUCCUAUCCUCCACUUAAAAGGAGAAGAGUCGAUCUAAGAGCCCAACAUUGUUCGCUCAUUUUUUUUAAAGUCGAGAGUUCUUCAGCUCCUGGUGGCUCAUCAACACCCCAACCUGUGCAUGAUGUUGCCUCGGAGAGGCUUUCCAGGUUCUUAGCUCAACAGGAUUUUGACCCUGCACCCCCAGACGAAGGGAUGUCUAUUGGUGCAGGGAGUUCCGGGGGAGUUGAUCCAUUAAUUUUUGAGCUCCAAGCAAAGAUUAUUAUUUUAAACCAGAAGAUCAUUGAGAAAGAUGUUUUCAUAGGAAUUCUAGACGUUAGAUUUUCUGAUUUUGAAAAUGAAAACCUUGAAAAAUCACAACGAAUUUCAGCUCUGCAACUCAAUCUUGGUGCUCUCUCUGCUGGAUACUUAGAUAUGAAGAACAAGGUAAUAAGUAAAUUUGGCAAAAAAUUCAAAUAA
Lactuca saligna is the source of this 873-nucleotide messenger RNA. NCBI's taxonomy places the organism in Eukaryota, Viridiplantae, Streptophyta, Magnoliopsida, Asterales, Asteraceae. The record is from the annotation of a GenBank genome assembly.